Messenger RNA from Sorex fumeus (smoky shrew), 3461 nucleotides. It is a transcript of the gene MMP15, whose product is annotated as matrix metallopeptidase 15. The record is from RefSeq and is a predicted model, not a curated record. The transcript is spliced from 10 exons. The coding region runs from base 62 to 2104 and encodes 680 amino acids. Gene Ontology annotation, biological process: collagen catabolic process; extracellular matrix organization; proteolysis. Gene Ontology annotation, cellular component: extracellular matrix. Gene Ontology annotation, molecular function: metalloendopeptidase activity; zinc ion binding. Lineage: Eukaryota; Metazoa; Chordata; Mammalia; Eulipotyphla; Soricidae.
GGCGAGCCGGCCGGCCCCGCGCUCUUGCCGCGCGCCCGGCCGGACCCCCCGCGCCCCGAGCAUGGGCGGCGGCGACGCGGGCGCGCCCGGACGGUCGGGCCGGCCGAGAAGCCCCCUAGGCGGCCGGGAGGAGGAGGAGGAGGAGGCGGCGGCGGCGAAGGCGCGGCCCCGGCGGCUGCCGCUGCUCCUGCUGCUGCUGCUGCUGGGCUGCCUGGGCCGCGGCGCCGCGGCGGAGGACGCGCAAGUCAACGCCGAGAACUGGCUGCGCCUCUACGGUUACUUGCCCCAGCCCAGUCGCCACAUGUCCACCCUGCGCUCCGCCCAGAUCCUGGCCUCCGCCCUGGCUGAGAUGCAGCGCUUCUAUGGCAUCCCCGUCACAGGUGUCCUGGACAAAGAGACCAAGGCGUGGAUGAAGCGGCCUCGCUGUGGGGUGCCAGACCAGUUUGGGGUGCGUGUGAAGGCUAAUUUGCGGCGGCGGCGGAAGCGCUACGCCCUCACCGGGAGGAAGUGGAACAGCCAUCACCUGACCUUCAGCAUCCAGAACUACACGGAGAAGCUGGGCUGGUACCACUCCCUGGAGGCAGUGCGCAGGGCCUUCCGGGUGUGGGAGCAGGCCACGCCGCUGGUCUUCCAGGAGGUGCCCUACGAGGACAUCCGGCUGCGGCGGCAGAAGGAGGCUGACAUCAUGGUGCUCUUCGCCUCUGGCUUCCACGGGGACAGCUCCCCCUUCGAUGGCAUGGGGGGCUUCCUGGCCCACGCCUAUUUCCCCGGCCCGGGCCUGGGUGGGGACACCCAUUUCGACGCUGAUGAGCCCUGGACCUUCUCCAGCACAGACCUGCAUGGGAACAGCCUCUUCCUGGUGGCUGUGCACGAGCUGGGCCAUGCACUGGGGCUGGAGCACUCUAGCAACCCCAGUGCCAUCAUGGCACCCUUCUACCAGUGGAUGGACACCGACAGCUUCCAGCUGCCUGAGGACGACCUGCGGGGCAUCCAGCAGCUCUACGGCACCCCAGAUGGUCGACCACAGCCCACCCGGCCUCUCCCCACGGUGACACCCGGGCGGCCAGGACGACCAGACCAUCGGCCUCCCAGGCCCCCGCAGUCGCGACCCCCCAAGCCAGGACCCCCAGCUCAACCUCGUGCCACUGACCGCCCCGACCAGUAUGGUCCCAACAUCUGUGAUGGGAACUUCGACACAGUGGCGGUGCUUAGAGGGGAGAUGUUUGUGUUCAAGGGCCGCUGGUUCUGGCGCGUCCGGCACAACCGGGUCCUGGACAACUACCCCAUGCCCAUCGGGCACUUCUGGCGUGGACUGCCCAGUGACAUCAGUGCCGCCUAUGAGCGCCAGGAUGGGCGCUUCGUCUUCUUCAAAGGUGAUCGCUACUGGCUCUUCCGGGAAGCAAACCUGGAGCCGGGUUACCCGCAGCCUCUGACCAGCUACGGUCUGGGCAUCCCCUACGACCGCAUCGACACGGCCAUCUGGUGGGAGCCCACGGGCCACACCUUCUUCUUCCAGCAGGACAGGUACUGGCGCUUCAAUGAGGAGACGCAGCGUGGGGACCCCGGCUACCCCAAGCCCAUCAGCAUCUGGCAGGGCGUCCCCGUCUCCCCCAAAGGGGCCUUCCUGAGCAACGACGCAGCCUACACCUACUUCUACAAGGGCACCAAGUACUGGAAGUUCGACAACGAGCGCCUGCGGAUAGAGCCCGGCUACCCCAAGUCCAUCCUGCGGGACUUAAUGGGCUGCCAAGAGCACGGGGAGCCGGGAUCCCGCUGGCCCGACGUGGCCCGGCCGCCCUUCAACCCCGACGUGGGUGCCGAGCCCGGGGCGGGCCGGGAGGAGGAGGAGGCAGAGGAGGAAGAGGAGGAGGAGGACAGCGCCCGGCCCCGGGGACCCGACGGCGGGGCCGGGGACGGCGGCAGCCGCGUGGUGGUGCAGAUGGAGGAGGUGACGCGGACGGUGAACAUGGUGCUGGUGCUGGUGCCGCCGCUGCUGCUGCUGCUGUGCGUGCUGGGUCUCACCUACGCACUCGUGCAGCUGCAGCGCAAGGGCGCCCCGCGCAUGCUCCUCUACUGCAAGCGCUCGCUGCAGGAGUGGGUCUGAGCCCGGGCACGGUGCUAGGGGCGUCCGGGCCACGCCCGGGCGUGGUGCUGCAGAGAGGGGGUACCCCGGCGGCGGCUGCUGCUGCUGGGGCCCCGCUGCUCUGAGAAUUGCCCAGUGCCGAGCAAGCACGUGGCUGGUGGGUAGAGCUUCAGCCGCCCCCUACCCCCGCCUCCGCCCCGCCGGCGUGCCCCCUUUUUUAUUUAUGCCCGGAUUACUCUUCCUUGGUGGGCGCCUAGCUCACUAACUGCAUUUGUUUCCCCCUCCCGCAGCAGCCUAGAGCAGGGAGGGGGCUCGGGCUUUGUAAUUGGGGGGCUGGGGGGUCACAGCCCUGCCGGGGGCAAAGUGGGCCCCCCUUUCCCAUGGGGUGGUUGGGGUUCCGCCCAGCCCACCCUCUGUGGCCGGAAGCUUCUGGUUGUGGGAACUGCUGGGCCCGAAGGGGGGGUCCGCAGCCCCCAGUCUCUGCCUUAGGAAGCAGUAGGGUCUUUCCUUCUGCCCCAAGCCAGCCCCAGUGGGAGGUGGCCGUGAUGCCGAGUGUCCCCCGUGAGGUUGGCCUCCUUCCCGGCCCACCCCUGACCACACCAGUUCACUCAGCUGCUGCUGUCCCAGGGCCCACACUGCUCUGGGCUUGCCGAGGGGCCAGCAUCCCCCAGCCCCCAUGUCCCAUCCCUGCCACCCGCCCCCCAUCCCCGAGCCCACACUCCUUCCCUCUGGAGAAGGGGCCCUAGGCCUGCCUUACCAAGGACCAAAGGGGUCUGCCAAGGCCCCUCCCUGUCGGGGAGCCCUGGGCCACCCCCAGCUACUUCCCAGCCCCUUCCACCCACUCUUCUCUCCCUGUUGCCACACCUGCCCUCUCCCUGCCUCCCUUUUGCCCCCUGGUACCCAUGCCACUGUCCUCAGGGGUCUCAGGAACCCCCCACCCCGGUGUGCCAGUGCCCCCGCCGCCCUCCAGGAAGAGGGACUGCUAAGUCCGGGGUUGCCUGCUUGCAGCCCCUGUGCUGGAAGAUGGGGAGAGGCCAGCUGCCCAGUUCCAUGCUGCCUGCUGUGUGCUGGUGACCCCAGAGACCGCUGGCCUGAGAGAUGCUCCCCACCCCCCAGCCCAGAGAGAACGGGGGUGCGGCUGUGGCGGGAACAGGGAACAGUACUGUCCUUGGACCUAGUCCUGUCCCCGGAGCUCCCUUGCCCUCCGAGCCGGGGCACCCGGGUUCCCCACAUAGGUCUCGCCUGUAAAUAACCUGCGUUGAUUAAACUGGUGGCUGGCGUGGCCUCCUUUGUCAGAGGCCUUGCGCUGUGGGGGCUGCGGCCUGGGGGGUGGGGGCCCCUUCCUUCCCCAGGGCCUGUGGACGGGACACCCUGGGCA